CUCAUGAAAAUCUAGAGAAGCCUAAACUGAUUAUGAAAUUGAAAAUUGAAGAAAACAAAAUUAUAUUUCAAGUAAAAACAGAAGAAAAUGGGAAGAGGAAUGACAAAAACAUGGGGGGAAAAUUCCCUUGAAGCUCUCAUCGGGCGGCUGGGAAACCCUAACUUUCUGCACAUAGGAAUCAAAAUCGGAGAGCUUAUCCAUGUAAAUUUUAGAGGGAUUUCCAAUUUUCUGCCCAGAUUCGGGACAUUUGUCUCCCUCCAUUGAGUUUACGUUUAUUUACCCGGUUUUGGGUUGAUAAUUAUCCUCAUCUUUUGGAAAACAUUAGGAUAGAGCAGCACCGCUGUUUUGACAAUGAUCUUCGAUCGAUUGUUGAAAAGGAAGCAAAUUGAAUUUCAUCUUAUCCUCUCAAGAUUGGAAAGGAUGAUUAUCCCAUUCAAUUUUCGCGUGAGAUAUCGAUUCUCUCAUAAAUGGCCGCUCGGACGUCUCUCCAUUCAGAGUAGGGGCGAGAGAGCUAUAAAGGCUCGACGUUCAGGGGCCUGAAAUUCUCACCUUUCUCAGUGCAAAGCAAUCUCAUUUCCGAGCAAUACCAGCAAGCGAUCUUCUUUGCAAUUCUACCCUCAAGCUCCAACAUGCACCUGGUUAGGUUCGUUUCUAUUUGCCAUUUUCUCUUUACAUAUCUGUGACAAGAUGGGCAUUGUGGGGAUCAUUGGGGUACUGCUAUGCCUAGGAAUUCUGUUGCCAUAUUUACAUAUGUUUUGGAUGAAUCAGGCUAGAAACAUGGGUUCAAGCAAGGAUAAUGAUCAUAUCGUGGAGUUCGAAGAUGAGGAUGUGAAGGCAAUCUCAAUCUCAAACUCAACUCCCACUCUUUGUCCUAAAAGAGCUAUUCAGUUCUUCAAUUCCCUGCCGAAAGUCGUCACUUUUGGAAGCAUGGCUCGUACAGGUCUCAACUUAAUUGGAAGGCUCUUCAUGGAUAACAUGCCGAUUCCCCUGCUCCAGCGCAUCGUCAACAAUCUGUGGAGGUGCAGUGCUCCUGUGGCAGUCCUGGAAGCUGACUUGGGUCUGCUGCAAUUCUUGUUCAAGGAUGAAAGCGAUCGGGAUAGUCCUUCAGUGAGCACCAUAGAUAACCAAGGACCACGUCCUCAUGCUUAUGGAAUGGGCGCCGGUAACGGAAGAACUGUUUCAUAGGCUGGCAUGGGUUUCUUUAUGGGCACAAAUGUGUGCGAUCCCUCCUCAAUGUCGAACUGUUAAACUUGGACGGAGGCUGGCUAUCAAAUUGGGCGAGGAAAUGGAUACGGGGUUGUAUAGAACUCAUGGAGACUUGGGAUACUUUAUCAAGUCAAAAGUGUGCAUCAACAUCGAGCUCCCACUCUGCACUAGGCUGACAGCUAGCAAUCCUAGACUAGGGGAAUUCAGAGUCGUACAUAGAUAUAAGCGUCUUCCACUGUUUUGAUUUAAGUGUGAAAGGAUUGGCCAUGGGGAAGGGUAUGCCCCUUCCCUCGUCAUCAAGGUAAUGAAGUGUAUGGAUCAAACCUCUUGACCGAUCCUCCGGGAUUUAGAAUGGACGAAAAUACCAUGCUACCGAAGAAAGUUGUGUGGGUCAACCCGAACCAGCUUGAUGAAGUCAUGACUGAAGUGGAGCAAUUGGAGCUGGCCCCUAACAACAACUUGAACCCUGAGGCGGAGGUAAUAAUCUUUUUGCUUCUUUGAUAAUUUGGUAAGGGUUUUUCUGGUGAGAAUCAAUGGUUUUGAUUCCA
Linum trigynum is the source of this 1754-nucleotide messenger RNA. The record is from the annotation of a GenBank genome assembly. Lineage: Eukaryota; Viridiplantae; Streptophyta; Magnoliopsida; Malpighiales; Linaceae.